Chelonoidis abingdonii (Abingdon island giant tortoise) is the source of this 1834-nucleotide messenger RNA. NCBI's taxonomy places the organism in Eukaryota, Metazoa, Chordata, Testudines, Testudinidae. The record is from RefSeq and is a predicted model, not a curated record.
GGUGAUGCUUGCAGCUCACAGUCACUGGUGGUGAACACAACACCCUGAAUCUUGUCAAGGAGCCAGAAUUCAGAGCUUCUGUGUGGGAACCCAGCGGAUGAGACACCUUCUUCAGGUGAGGAGAGGGAAAUGUGGCACGGUGCCUGCUUAACGGCACAGACUCUGACAGUUCUUUGUUCUGCUGUCUCUGGGGUGUAUCAGGAGGGACUAGAAAGGUUUCUGCAUCCUGACAGUAUUCCUGGAAACGGAGAAGAGUUACAGCAUCUCCCCUGGAAGGGGAUCCAGGAUGGCUUCAACUUGGCAGAAAAUUCAAGAGUUCUACAACUGGGCCCUUGAAAAUGGAGACCCAAGAACAGACCCCUGGCUCCUGGUUUACUCUCCACUUCCAGUCACACUGCUCUUCACCCUCUACCUCUUAUUUGUGGCACUGGGACCACGCCUCAUGCGGAAGUGGGAGCCACUGAGGCUAAAGGGUCUGCUGACUGCCUAUAAUUUGACCCUGGUGGCUCUGUCAAUCUAUAUGUUCUAUGAGUUCCUGGUAACUUCACUCUUGGCCAACUAUAGUUACCUGUGUCAGCCAGUGGAUUACACCACAAGCAAGUUGGGAAUGAGGCAGAUGGCGAGAGUGUGUUGGUGGUUCUUCUUCUCCAAAGUCAUUGAGCUGCUUGAUACGGUCUUCUUCAUUGUGCGCAAGAAGCCUGAGCAGGUGACUUUCCUACAUGUGUAUCAUCAUGGCACCAUGCUUUUCAACUGGUGGGCUGGUGUCAAAUACGUGCCUGGAGGACAGGCCUUCUUCAUUGGGAUGUUGAACUCCUUUGUGCACAUUUUCAUGUACCUGUAUUAUGGGCUGGCCAGCCUGGGACCACAAAUGCAGCACUAUCUGUGGUGGAAACGCUAUCUCACCAUCCUGCAGCUGUGCCAAUUUGUGGCCAUCGCCAUUCACUCCUCCUAUAACCUCUUCACAGAGUGCCCAUUCCCUGAUGGCUUCAAUGUUGCAGUUUUCCUCUACAUCCUCAGCCUCAUUGUUCUUUUCCUAAACUUCUACUACUGGACCUACACCAGGAGGAAGUGGGAGAAACUAACAUGAAGAAGAGGGGCAUGGUCUGAGGACAUUGCUGGAAUUCACAUAUACUCCACUGCCUCUACCUCGAUUCCACUUAGAAGGUGCAUUUGGAGAGGUUGAGGGAGGAUCAUGCAAGCAGAUUCUUGGUUGCUUUAUUGUUAUCAGUUGGGAAGGGAAAAGGAACUAGAGGGCUCAGAAGAAAAGUAAUGGGGUACUGAGGUGUUUGCUUAUUGAACAUAGAUCAUUAUAGUCAUCAACAUUUGGUGGCCUGUGUGAAACUGGCUGUUUUGUCUCAGGUCCAGUACUAAUGGGUUAGUGUCCAAAGUACAGUUGACAUAUUUGUUACAAAUAACAGCAGAGGUCAGGAACUCACUGGGAUUUGAGAAUGUAUUAGCUUGUCAUCCCUCCAUAUCAGGAGCAUAUAUUCUAUCUCCAUAUUCCCUCCAUAUCCGGAGCACACGAACAGAGAAUAGACUUCAUCGUGCUCUCUCUUUCACAAGUGUGUAACCCCACUGACUUCAGUAUAAGUGAGAGGGGAAUCAGGUACUCACCACAGGAAACUUGCUCUGCUGCUGCACCUGCUCUCUGGCUCAACCAAGGGCAUCGGUCUCCAGAGCUGUCAACCCAGCACUAACAUUCACCCUAAGGUGAGGCACCUUUGCAGCACUCGUGAGGAUGGGAUGCAUCAAGGGGAAGAGCACAUGGGCACACAAGUAAAUGAAACUGGAAGCAGCUAGUCUCCCCAAGAUGAUUCAUAGCCAAGAAAACAAA